Paecilomyces variotii is the source of this 576-nucleotide messenger RNA. RefSeq lists its product as hypothetical. The transcript is spliced from 3 exons. Lineage: Eukaryota; Fungi; Ascomycota; Eurotiomycetes; Eurotiales; Thermoascaceae. Gene Ontology annotation, molecular function: primary methylamine oxidase activity; quinone binding; copper ion binding. Gene Ontology annotation, biological process: amine metabolic process. The record is from RefSeq and is a predicted model, not a curated record. The coding region runs from base 1 to 576 and encodes 191 amino acids.
AUGGCUACCGCAAAUAUCACCAGUACAACUACACCUACAACGACCCGAUCCCAUCCCCUCCUAAACCUCAACCCGGACGAAAUCCGCACAGCAUCACGUAUCAUUUCUCGAGUUGUUCAUGAAAAGAGAGGAUCAAAAUGCUCGAUUCGAUUCAAGAGCAUUUCACUCCUCGUAGAGGCUGUCAAGAAACUACACCUCCCUGAAGACGUCGUGGUUCAAUGCGAUACUUGGCCCUACGGUUCAGACAAGUUCUCCGAUCUUGACACUCCCAAGUAUUCGCAACUUUAUCUAUUCCAGAACAAGAUCGUGCGCAUGGACACUCUCGCAUCUGGCGGAGCGGAAGAUGGGCUGAAGUAUGGAACCGCUCCUCCUGAAACGCCUAUGGCGCAUUGUGUGGAACAUGAGUAUCUUCCUGAUCUGUUGAAGAAGCCUGUCGGAAAGGAUCUGAAGCCGUUACAUGUUGUGCAACCUGAAGGUGCAAGCUUUACCGUGACGAAUGAGAAUCUCGUCCAGUGGCAGAAAUGGCGGUUCCGUGUUGGUUUCAAUUAUCGAGAGGGAGUGACCAUUCAUUCAUAA